AUCGCCAGUGUGUCUUGCAUUCUGCUCUCUCUCUCUCUCACUCUGCUUUUUUUCUGCAGUCUCCCUUCCCGAGCUCAUUUACAAUGCAAUGCUUACAGUGUAGCGUGGCUCUGCAAUUUGCAAAGUGAUCUUUGCUUGCAUGGCAACAUGUUUGUGCUGGUGCAAUGCCCAGGGUGGUGAUUUUGCGGGGAUACUCCGGCUGUGAGGAUCGGUGAGGGUGUUGCUGGUGUCUGAUGCCGUGGAGAGUGCAGCCAGCGCCUCGCUCUGCCUUGCUGUCUCCUUCCCUUUCUCUCUUCCUGUCUCAUGCUGCUGCCUUAGACAGCCCCGGACACACCACCUGCCUGGAUGGACGCACAAGGAGGGGCAGGUACCCCAGAACCCAUCAAAGAUGCGCAGAGCCUGCUGAAGCCCUCUGGUUCGGGCGACCUGGCCGCAGAGCAGAGCCACAGCCCUCCGGGAGAGGAGGGGGGGAUCCCCAUUCCCAACUCCGGGCUGCUGCAGGUCGCUGAGAGGCGGCAGCCCCUGAGCAGCGUCUCAUCGCUGGAGGUGCACUUUGACCUCCUGGACCUCACAGAGCUCACGGACAUGUCGGACCAGGAGCUGGCCGAGGUCUUCGCUGACUCGGAUGAGGAGAACCAGAAUGAGCCCCCAGCAAGCCACCAGCCUCCUCUUCCUCGCUGCGGGUACCUGCGCUCCCCCUCCUGGACACGGGGCAAAGGGGAGCAGCCCCGGGAGAGGAAGAACCCCAGCGACUCGGAGAACACAGAGCCCUUCCUCAAGAUGGACCGGCCCAAGCAGCCCUGAGUCCGUCACCGGCCAGCACAAGCCAGGACUGCCCCCACCAACCCAUGGUGCUAAAGAGAUAUUGCUGUUGAAUGCUGUGCACUGUAAACUAAUAGAAGCCAAGCUAGGAGUGGACACCUAUAAAUACAUACACAUGUGUCGCUGUGAGGGAUUUUAUUAGCACAUCCUUUGUGUUCACGGGCUGCACUUUCACUGAUGUUUUCCGUACUGGGAUUUCGUUGGCCUUGGCCAGUUUGGAUGAAAUGGUUACCUUCGUGAACCCUGAGCUUGGGAAGCCUUGUGCCCCAAAAGCAACAUCCUGCUGGAGAGAACAUGGCAGAAAUAGGUUUAACGCACAACCACUCAAGUCAAGACCACCGUCCCUGCUUGUACGCAGGAAUCAUAACAAUGUGAAAUGUCCCUUAGCGAUAUUCUUUCAGCACUGAGAUGUUGAUGUACUGUACAACGUGAAGACCAUAAGCUCACUAACAGCAGGAAACUUCCUGCAGUGCUUUGCUGUAACUUAAUGUGUAAACCACAAGCCUAUAAUUUGCUGCCUUUCAAGUAAUUGUAUCUAUGGUUUCCCCAAAUGACUAACUGCUACUGUAGCACAAGGAACCAAAUUACUAAUGUUAUAACGAGAUGUCAAAUCCUUUUUUCUCUCUCUCGGUUGUGAAACAGGGUAGGACUGAUGUGAACCCAUUGUGGUUUCAUAGGUCAUAUCUAUCACAGGCAAAUCUGCCUGCCUAUGCGAAUGGACAGCUGACAUAACUAGUCCCUCACUAAUAAUACAUGAAACACUGGAUCUGACAUUCAAUAAAGUACAUUCAAGUAAAAAAAGCUUUGCCUGGAGU
Molecule: messenger RNA, 1637 nt
Organism: Lepisosteus oculatus (spotted gar)
Lineage: Eukaryota; Metazoa; Chordata; Actinopteri; Semionotiformes; Lepisosteidae
Gene: dbndd1
Product: dysbindin domain containing 1
Biological process (GO): negative regulation of protein kinase activity
Cellular component (GO): cytoplasm
Source: RefSeq, a predicted model, not a curated record